This is a messenger RNA of Adineta steineri, 840 nucleotides long. Lineage: Eukaryota; Metazoa; Rotifera; Eurotatoria; Adinetida; Adinetidae. The record is from the annotation of a GenBank genome assembly.
AUGGUUUUCUUGUAUUUCAAUAUUGUUGUACCAUAUACUGAAAGAUUAUUUGGACCAAUCAUAUGUUAUCCAGCAAUAUCAUCAUGUGAUUUACCAUUAACAAUAUUUUCUUCUUCAACACUUACGAAAUCAUCUCUAAAUGUAAAAAAUUUCAAUGAUGUUUAUAUUUUACUUGAUGGUCGUCUCAUACAAUUAAAUACAUUGAUCGUUCAUGUUGAAUUUAUCGACGAUUGGGUAUCAACGUCGUCUUAUAGUGCGGAUUCCUUAUCUAAUUUAAAAUGUUUUUCAUUAACAUGUUUCGAUGUUACUGAUGAAUAUGAUAUAACAGUUUUAUCUUUUAUUCGUCGAAUGUCACAUUUAGAAGAGUUAACUCUAAUUCUUCAUAUAUCUGGUCGAUCCAUAUUGAAAUCUGGUACUGAUUUUGAUGAUAAAUUACUUAUUCAUAUGAAACAACUUCAUAGAUUUAUAUUUUAUAUUCAGCCUAAAGAAAGAAUUAAUGAUCCAACUAUUCUUGCAUCUAUUAGUGAUAUUGAACAAUCAUUUACAAAUAAAAAAUAUGGACAAGUGGCUUAUCUUUUCCAAAUGUUAAAUAUUUAUUUAUCUAUCUCAAAUAUUCAACAACCAUAUUGGCGUUAUGAAGAACGUUAUCUUCUUGAAAAAGGUUGGUGUUCAAUUAUUGAAUUUUCACAUCUUAUUGUUCUUGAUUUGGAACAUGCUCAUCCUUAUUAUCUUGAACAUUUUCUUAAUGAUACAAAAACACAUUUACCUUGUUUAACAGAAUUAAAAAUUAUUUAUGGUGAUUUGAAAAACGUCGCAAUUGUAGUCGAGUGCAACGAAUAA